Amphibalanus amphitrite is the source of this 1832-nucleotide messenger RNA. RefSeq names its product dnaJ homolog subfamily B member 13-like. The transcript has a single exon. Gene Ontology annotation, cellular component: cytosol. NCBI's taxonomy places the organism in Eukaryota, Metazoa, Arthropoda, Thecostraca, Balanomorpha, Balanidae. Gene Ontology annotation, molecular function: protein-folding chaperone binding. Bases 668 to 1669 code for a protein of 333 amino acids. The record is from RefSeq and is a predicted model, not a curated record.
CGCACUGCCAUAUCACUUUUACCCGACCGUGACCAUAUGCGACCCGGGAAACGUAACUGGUGUGAUUACUGAAUGAGCUGCCAUGCCGACGCUGCAGUGAAGCUCUGCUUCGGCUCGAAGACCAGGAGUAACGUCAUUUACGUCUUACGUGACUCCCGACUCGCAGGUGCAUCUCGUGCCGGAACGUGCCUAUGAUAAGCAUAAGUCAAAUUACUCCAUACGAUUUGCGAAUAAUAUGAAUACCCCAUAUGCCUAUGAAUUGGGUUUUAAUGUUCCCAUUUGCAUGGAGGCAUAUUUGCAGAUUCGCCGUUAAUGGCGCCAAAGUGGUUGCAUACAGCACACUGACGCCAAGUGAAUGCAAUGCGAGGUUUUGAGAGGUUUUGGAAACGCCUCCCUUUUAGAGGAUAUAUAAUUGUUAUCGCAUGAUAAUUGUUUUCAAAAUUAAAAUUUUACAGGACAAAUUGACAUAAGCCAAGGACAUAAGCAUUUUAAGUGCCGCCGAAGCUCACACUAUUUUUACUAGGGACUGCAAGAAACUUAUCCGUACAUAGUUGGAAAAUGGUUGUGCUUGGUUUAACUUUAAGUGAAGCGACGUAAUGCAAUAUUAAACCCGAAGCAGAACAACUAGAAUACAUGCCUCAUACUUCGUAAAAAUUGUGCUUUGAAAAUGCAUGACAUUCAGCCGAAAGGCAUCGAUUAUUACGGGGUCCUUGAACUGGAGAAACAUGCUUCCCUUCAAGAGAUCAAACAGGCAUUUCGACGAUUGUCCCUCAAGUUCCAUCCAGUGCGAAACCCCGAACGCUUCAAGAAAGAGCCGCAACGGUUUCGGCAACUCUGUGAAGCAUAUGAUGUUUUGAGCAAUCACCAGAACAGGACGAUUUAUGAUCAAUACGGCGAAGCAGGACUCAAACGGGGAGUCCCGCGCCCAAACGGUGGCUUCACCGACCCUUACGUGUUCGUUGGUGAGCCGGAGGAUAUUUUCUGCGACUUUUUUGGCACGAAUAGCCCUUAUGCUGAUUUAAUUGAUUGCACUAAAAAGGCAUUUUCCCAGUACCAGGGUGAUGGCGGCACGCAAGAGCGCAAGAAAGCACCGAACCUGGUAACACCGCUAGUGCUCAGUCUCCAGGAGCUCUACACUGGCUGCCUGAAGAAGGUGCGCGUCAGUCGGCGGGUGCUGGACGACAGUGGCACCACCACCACCCUGCGCGAGAAGAUCCUGACUCUGCACAUCGAGCCCGGCUGGCCGGCCGGCAAGACGAUCACUUUCCGCGAGGAGGGCGACCAGGGUCCCAACAUCAUACCGGGUGAUCUUGUAUUUGUUCUGGAGGACGCGCCGCACGCGCACUUCGAGCGUGACGGUCACGACUUGAUCUACCGAGUGCGCGUGCCGCUGGUGCACGCGCUGACCGGCUGCAGCGUGGACGUGCAGACUCUGGACGGUCGUCUCCUGCACAUCAGCGUGCAUGACGUGGUGUUCCCGGGCUUCGAGAAGGUGGUGCGCGGCGAGGGCAUGCCUGCGCCGACUCAGGAGCGAGACGGACUACCGCCGGCCAACCGUAUGCCGAGCAAAGGCAACCUCAUCAUCAGGUUUACGGUGGAGUUUCCCCGUCGCCUGUCGCAGAUGCAGCGACACGCUCUGCGUGCCGUCUUGCUGGCAGGCACCAAGUAAGCCCGAACGAAGUGAAUGGCUCGAACAUCCGAUUGAGGUCGGCUCUAGACCUACGAACCGACGACAUUACGAAGGACUAACUUGCCAAUGGCACAAGACAAGAAAGUUGACACGCGUUCUAACUAGGAUGCUUCGAAAUGUAAUAAAAUGCAUCCAAUGUUCA